Messenger RNA from Schistosoma turkestanicum, 3072 nucleotides. The record is from the annotation of a GenBank genome assembly. Lineage: Eukaryota; Metazoa; Platyhelminthes; Trematoda; Strigeidida; Schistosomatidae.
AUGGAUCCAUCGUUUAUAAAUGAAUUAACUAACUGUUUGCAACAUACUGUUUCACCAGAAAGGGAAGCUAGAAGAUCAGCGGAAGCAUAUCUUAAAUCUGUUGAACUACGCCCAUCAUAUUGCUUGUGUUUACUCCAUAUUCUUCAGGAUCCCAAUGUCCCUUUACCAACACGAAUGGCUGCAGCUAUCACCCUGAAAAACUUCAUCAAAAAUCAUUGGCAUGUUGACUCAGAUGAUACCGAUCGUAUACAAGCAUCUGAUCGUGACGGAUUACGUAAUCAACUUAUAGGAGCUAUGCUUUCUGUAUCCGGGAAUAUACAAUCACAACUUUCUGAAGCGAUCAGUACAAUUUGGCGAGAGGAUUUCCCAGAGAAAUGGCCUAAUUUAAUACCGGAAUUAGUGCAAAGAAUGGCACAACUUGGUGCAGAUUUAAAUAUGGUCCAUGGAGUUCUAUAUACAGCUCAUACAUUGUUCAAAAGAUAUCGUCACGAAUGCGCCGGUCCAGAUUUGUACAGAGAAAUGAAACAUGUGAUCGGUCAAUUCGGUGCACCACUUACGGAACUUGCUAAGAAUCUUCUUGCUUUAAUUAUUGGAACAAAUCAAAUCACAGAUGAAUCACGUUUAAUUACAGUACUACAAUGUUUAUUACUUGUUUGUAAAAUAUUUCUCAGUCUUAAUUGUCAAGAUUUACCAGAAUUUUUUGAAGACAACAUACAAGAUUGGAUGACAUUUUUUCGUAGUCUCUUACAAUUAAAUGCAUCCACUUUAAAUUUAACUAAUAAUACUACUAAUACUGGCACAACGGAUCAAUCGAAUGGUACAGUUUUAGUAGAACAAAUUAAAUCACAAAUAUGCGAUAAUGCUAGUUUGUAUGCAUCAAAAUAUGAACCGGAAUUUGCUACAUAUCUCCCAGGUUUUGUGACAGAUGUUUGGGAAAUGUUAUUAGGUACUAGUGCUCAAACAAAAUAUGAUUUACUUAUUGGAAAUGCUAUCGGGUUUUUAAGUUGUGUUAUAUCACGUCCACAGCAUAGAUAUUUAUUUGAAAAUCCAGAAACAUUACAAAAACUUUGUGAAAAAGUUAUUCUUCCUAAUAUGCAUUUUAGAGCCUUGGAUGAAGAAUUAUUCACGGAUAAUCCUGAUGAAUAUAUACGUUUAGAUUUAGAAGGUUCCAAUGCACAGACACGACGUCGUGCCGCAUGUAAUUUAGUUCAUGUGUUAUGUGAAGCAUUUGAAGGUGCUGUGGUGACAAAUUUUGCUACUUAUAUUGAACAUUUAUUGAAUGAAUAUACCAAUACACCGAAUGGUGGAGCAUGGACAUCAAAAGAUGCUGCUCUUCUAUUGGUUACUUCAGUUGCUAGUCGUGGUAAAACAGAAAAGCAUGGUGUUACAGUCUCCACUGAAUUAGUAAAUUUAACAACAUUUUUUGAAAAUCAUGUUUUGCCUGAAUUACAAAAUCCUGAUGUGAAUUAUUUACCAGUGAUUAAAGCAGAUUGUUUACGUUAUGCUAUAGCAUUUCGUUCAUUGCUGCCACCGAUAGCUUUAGUGAAUUUAUUAAAUAUGACACCGGCAUUAUUGACUACUUCAGUAUCAGUUGUACAAAGUUAUGUAGCUUCAUUAAUUGAUAAGCUAUUAGCUAUGCGACGACAAGAUUCACCAACAGAUGCUUUAAUACCAAAAGAACAAGUCUCAGAUCCUCAAUUAUUAAUUGAUAGAUUAUUGAACAUAUUAAAUAAUCCUGAAUAUGGUGAAAGUGUUUAUGUGAUGCGAGCAUUAAUGCGAGUUUGUUGUUGUUUACAAGAACGUUGUCUCCCAUCAAUGACAUCACUUGUCUCUACUUUAUUAGCUCGUCUUACACAAGUGACAAAGAAUCCAUCUAAACCAGAUUUUAAUCAUUUUCUAUUUGAAACAAUUUGUUUAUGUAUUCGUUUGACUUGUGUCACAGAACCUGCUUUAGUGUUACAUUUUGAAGCAGCUUUUCUUCCUAUUUUUCAAGAUAUUUUACAACAAGAUGUUGUUGAAUUUAUUCCUUAUGUAUUUCAAUUAAUCAGUAUUAUGCUAGAACAAUAUCCAUUAUCACAAACUGUUUUGACAAAUUGUAAAUUACCAAUACCUCCUGGUACUACGAAUGGUUUGACAACAACAACCACUAAUACAUUAUCCACCAAUCAAUUGCGACCAUCACAAGCUUAUGCUGCACUGCUGCAACGCAUUCUUGUCCCCUCAUUAUGGGAACCGAAUAGAAAUGUACCAUCAUUGGUUCGUUUGUUACAAGCUUAUUUGUUACAUGAUAUGGAUGAUGUAUUGACAGCCAAUAAAAUUACCCCAAUCUUAGGUGUAUUUCAAAAAUUAGUCAAUUCCUCAUUGAAUGAUGUGUAUGCAUUCGCCUUGUUGAAUGCCAUCCUAUUAUCUAGUCCAAAAGAUGUAUUAAUGCCAAAUUAUUUUCGUCAAAUAUUCAUGAUUAUAUUUCGUCGUUUACAGAUGUGUAAAAAAGAGAAAUUUAUGAAAGCCUUUGCAUCAUUCAUUGCUCAUAUGGUGUUAAUCUAUACACCGGAUGAAUUAAUCACACUUAUUGAUAGUAUUCAACCAAAUCUAUUUGCACGUGUUUUAGAAAAAGUACUUAUACCAUAUGCUGAAAUAAUUAUCACUACACCAUUGAUUUCAAGUACUGGUUUUACAAAAAGUGCCGAAGUGUCCAGUGUACCAUCUACAGCUGUUUGUACAGAAUGGCGUGUAAAUAGUAUUGGAUUAAUACGUUUUAUUGGUGAAUCACAAAAUUUAUUGGUUAACACUUCAACUUAUCAUGAUUCAUGGCUUCCUUUAUUAAUUAAAAUUAUCACUGGUUUAGCUGGUGGUCCAGGACGUGGUGGUGAGCCGGCUAGUGAUAUGGCUGUAUCAAUUGCAAUGAAUUCUAUGGUGAAUGGUUUUCAAAAAGAUGAACGUUUCAUUGAAAUUGAUUCAGAUCCUUACAUUGAAGAAAGACUUGACGAGUUGACUGUCUGCUUACAUCAUCACUUUCAUCGUCAUGAUGAUGCUGCUGAUAACGAUGAAGACGAAGGUGAUGACAGUUGCUGA